This is a messenger RNA of Notodromas monacha, 1244 nucleotides long. The record is from the annotation of a GenBank genome assembly. Lineage: Eukaryota; Metazoa; Arthropoda; Ostracoda; Podocopida; Cyprididae.
AUGAACGCGGUGAAUUCGCUGAACAAACUCGGCGAAACUGCUACUGCUACGAGCUGCCGAUUGUCUGAAGUGAGCUUGCACUUUCAAGCCAUUGCUCACGUCAGCGGCGGACACAUCAACCCUGCCGUCAGCAUCGGAUUUUUCACUUGCCGAAGGAUGACUUUGGUGAAAACUUUGCUGUACAUUUUCGCGCAGUCCCUGGGCGCAAUAACUGGAUCAGCGAUUCUGCAGGUACGUCAAUCGCUUCGGUGCCUUUCAUGGUCCUCGCAAAACGGGAUGCUCGGAGUGACCGUGCUGGCCACGCAGAUUACGUCGGUGCAAGGACUCGCGAUCGAGAUCAUCAUCACUUUCAUGCUCGUUUUCUUGAUUGUGUCCACCACUGAUGGAGGACGACAGGACGUUUCUGGUUCAGUGCCUCUCGCUAUUGGGAUCUACAUCGUCGGCGCGGCUUUCGCAGCUGGCCCAUUAACCGGUGGGAGUAUGAAUCCGGCGAGAAGUCUCGGACCUGCUGUCAUCACAGGGCACUGGAAAGCUCACUGGGUUUACUGGGCGGGUCCGCUCGCGGGUGGAGCGCUAGCCGGACUCCUGUACAGCAACUUGUUCGAUGCCAAAUACGUCGUCGAACCGGAGAACGAGGACGCGGACACCCCGGCGCCGCUAGCUAGCCCACCAGUAAGAACACAGCAGGCUCCUUACCACCUCCAAGGAAUUCAUUACCAGCCGGAGGAAUCCUACAAUUCAAGGCGUAUCAUCAACAGCUACGAUGCGAAGGGAGCCAAAUUCUGAUCAGAAAAAAAGCUGCCUUCCACGGCGCCUUCGCCUUACUUUUCUGAAAAACUAAGACCAAAUGAAAAAUCAUCGCUGAAGAUUCGCUGCAACAAAGGGGCACUUCAGAAAACAAGAAAUCGACGAAUCCUUCUGAGUCGAUCCAAUCUGCUGCAUGGAAAAAAGGAAACGCGCUUGCCAGUUAAAAAAAAAAAUAUAUUCGCGGAUUUUUUUUAAAAGCAUCUUGAAGCUGCACAAAAAAAUUCUGGUGAGUGGAGACAUUUUUUUCGAAAGGGCGAAAUUCGCCGAACGCUGGAUGACGGAUUUAUUUCUUGGAGUACUUCAGCUGAUUGUUUUAUUUUCGUUAACUAUUGAAUAGGGAUGUUAUCCCAUCAAGAUUACCAGAAUUGUUCGUUUGUAAAACGAUGUACGAGUGGAAUCAAGUACCUUGGAAAUGAAAGUUUUUGUGGAUGAAAAAA